Messenger RNA from Aureobasidium pullulans EXF-150, 1523 nucleotides. RefSeq lists its product as uncharacterized. NCBI's taxonomy places the organism in Eukaryota, Fungi, Ascomycota, Dothideomycetes, Dothideales, Saccotheciaceae. Bases 420 to 1523 code for a protein of 367 amino acids. The record is from RefSeq and is a predicted model, not a curated record. The transcript is spliced from 4 exons.
CCGCGACCUGGCGACCUGGCGACCAUGGAAAAGUGUGCUGUGUGCGAACCUUGUCGACAUGCAUCGUAAACACUCGCCAUGUUAGAGUGCGCUAUCUCGGCCACUAAAACGGCUCGCCAUGCCAGGGCAGCGACUGGCAUUGCUCGCAGAACGCCUCGGGCCCACCAGGAACACCCACUCCACCCUGCCACGAAUUAGACGUCAUCAAGACCACCUCUUUGGUCACCACUUUGGCUCUACGCUCCAUUGGGCUACCGUUUAAUAAUAUCUGUUAAAUCUCUGUUCAGUCCCGCGACUGCUUUCCCGCAUUCUUCGAUCCCUUUUCUCUUUGCCCGUUCUAUUCUACAUACAUCUGUAGAUUUUCCAUCCUGUCGUGCCUGGAACGAGACCUGAAAACCCCUCUCUCCACAGCCGCAACCAUGUCCAACAAGCCCAUCUUUGUUGCGACUCACCCCAGAGCAUGCUCGACGGCAUUCGAGCGAGUCUUCAUGACUCAGCGGGACACACUGCAAUGCGUCCACGAGCCCUUUGGCGAUGCCUUCUACUUUGGUCCCGAGAGACUUAGCGACAGAUACGAGAAGGACCAGAAAGCUCGUGCUGAGAGCGGCUUCGAAACCUCGACAUACAAGACCAUCUUUGACAACAUUAUGAAAGAGAACGAAGAGGGCAAACGCAUCUUCAUCAAGGACAUCACCCACUAUCUGGCCCCUCCCGACGGCAAGCCGGCAUCUAUUGCCCCGUCUCUCAUGAAGGUCAAGCGCGGUGUCGGCACCAACGACAGCAAUCCUCUGACCGACAUUGUCGAUGGAUCUGCAGAGGCCGUCCCAAUCUCUUCGGGCUCAAAUACCAAUGGUGCAGUAGAGAGCUCUCCUCCCUACCCCUACGCCACCGAGGCCGAGCCUGGAAACCCCACCGUCGUCCCUGCCGAGAUCCUGAACAAGUUCCACUUCGCUUUCCUCAUCCGCCACCCCAAGCACAGCAUUCCCAGCUACUGGAGAUGCACCAUUCCCCCGCUCGACGCCAUUACCGGUUUUUACAACUUCAUGCCCUCCGAAGCCGGCUACGACGAGCAGCGUCGUCUUUUCGACUACCUGCGUUCUUGCGGUCAAAUCGGACCCAAGCUUGCUGGACAGGAGGCUGGCGAACAAAAGAGCGGAGCUGUGGACAUCUGUGUUAUCGACGCCGACGACCUUUUGGACAACCCCACGGCUAUCCUCGAGCAGUUCUGCAAGAGUGUCGGCAUCGAAUACUCUCCCAGCAUGCUGAACUGGAACAACGAAGAGGACCAUACCCACGCCAAGGAGGCCUUUGAGAAGUGGAGAGGUUUCCACGAGGAUGCUAUCCACUCCACUGAGCUCAAGCCCAGAACUCACAUACAGAAGAAGGCAGAGAAGAGCGACGAGCAGCUCUUUGCUGAGUGGUCCGAGAAGUACGGCGAAGAGGCUGCCAAGAUCAUCCAGAAGACGGUUGCAGAAAACGUCAAGGACUACGAGCACAUGAAGCAGUUUGCCAUCAAGGUUUAA